AUGGCAGUUUCUGUUGGCGAAAUUUGCGAGAAUACAAAGCUGGCACGGGAAAUGGCUCUGAUGGGAAACUACGAAUCAGCACUUGUGUACUACGAGGGAACCGUCCAGAUGAUACACAGACUUCUGGUAACCAUAGCAGAUCCUACGCGCAAGUCUAAGUGGCAAUUGGUACAAAAACAGAUGGCGCGUGAGUACGAGCAGCUCAAGGCGACGGUGGCGACCCUGCAGAUGUUCCAGCACGAGGGGGAGAAGGCCAUCACACCUCUCACCACCAACUACGAGGACCUGCCUACCCGUGACCAGAUGUGGGGCCCGGCACCCCACGAGAUCGACCCGGACAUUUGGCCACCGCCUCCCGACAGGGACCCCAACGCCUGGCCACCACCCACCAGCGUCGAGCACAAGGGCCCACCCGCCACGAAGUCCGCCCGCAACAACGCCCGCAACCACCGCGACAACAAGAAGCCCACCACGGCGCAGCGGAACGCCACAACCUCGCAACGGAAGACGUCAGACGUGAAGAACCCCAAAGUGAACUCGUCCAAAGCGCACAGCGCGAAGGCGAAAGACGCUGCCAAGGAGCAGGGCGGCGGCAAGGACAAGCAAGACAGGGACAACAACAACGGCGACACGGACGACGAGCGGCACAAGGAGGAGGAGCGCAGGUUCGAGCCCCCGUCGGCGGCCGACGGGGACCUGGUCGACAUGCUCGAGAGGGACAUAGUACAAAAGAAUCCAAACAUAAGGUGGGACGAUAUCGCGGACCUUGCGGAAGCGAAGCGGUUGUUGGAGGAAGCGGUCGUCUUGCCAAUGUGGAUGCCGGAUUUCUUCAAGGGCAUCCGGCGGCCGUGGAAGGGCGUGCUGAUGGUGGGCCCGCCCGGCACCGGCAAGACGAUGCUCGCGAAGGCGGUGGCCACCGAGUGCGGGACCACCUUCUUCAACGUCUCCUCCUCCACCCUCACGUCCAAGUACCGCGGCGAGUCGGAGAAGCUGGUGCGGCUGCUCUUCGAAAUGGCGCGGUUCUACGCGCCGAGCACGAUCUUCAUCGACGAGAUAGACUCGCUGUGCUCGCGGCGCGGAUCUGACAGCGAGCACGAGGCGUCGCGCCGCGUCAAGUCGGAGCUGCUGGUGCAGAUGGACGGCCUCGGCUCAGCUACCGACGAGCCCGCGAAGGUUGUGAUGGUGUUAGCCGCGACAAAUUUCCCUUGGGACAUAGACGAGGCGCUUCGUCGGCGCCUCGAGAAGCGGAUCUACAUACCUCUGCCCACGCAAGAGGGAAGAGAGGCGCUCCUCCAGAUCAAUCUCAGAGAGGUGAAGGUUGACCCCGAAGUGGAUCUUCGAGCGAUUGCCAAAAAGCUCGAGGGGUACUCGGGGGCUGACAUUACUAACGUUUGCCGCGACGCGUCCAUGAUGUCGAUGCGACGUAAAAUAGCGGGAUUGAAGCCAGAGCAGAUUAAGCAGCUUGCCAAGGAAGAGUUGGAUUUGCCGGUCACCAGACAGGAUUUCAUGGAAGCGCUAGCCAAGUGCAAUAAAUCCGUAUCAAAGGGCGACAUACAGAAAUAUCUUACGUGGAUGGAUGAGUUUGGCUCCUCU
This is a messenger RNA of Iphiclides podalirius (scarce swallowtail), 1593 nucleotides long. The record is from the annotation of a GenBank genome assembly. NCBI's taxonomy places the organism in Eukaryota, Metazoa, Arthropoda, Insecta, Lepidoptera, Papilionidae.